Molecule: messenger RNA, 3019 nt
Organism: Trichechus manatus latirostris (Florida manatee)
Lineage: Eukaryota; Metazoa; Chordata; Mammalia; Sirenia; Trichechidae
Gene: KLHL8
Product: kelch like family member 8
Exons: 10
Coding region: 205-2064 (619 amino acids)
Molecular function (GO): protein binding
Source: RefSeq, a predicted model, not a curated record
UGUUAGAAAGGACUAUUCUUUCUUCGUUGAACUGCCUUUGCUCCUUUGUCACAGUCUCAACAAACUGGAAAUAGCAGUUGAAUGGAUUUGGAAACGUGUCUGAAGUUUAGUGGGCUGCAUCUACCUUCUGCCUUCUCUCCCCUUUAAGAAAAGAAUAAAUGGGAUGUUUGAAAAGAGAGCUAUAUUAACAGGAGAGUAUCUCAAAUGGCUUCGGAACCUGUGAGUGCAAAACAAGCUAGAAAUCACUUCACAAAGGGGAAACGGCAGCAGCACCAGCAAAUAAAGAACAGAUCUUCCCUUAGUGAUGGUGAUGGAGAUGACUCCUUUAUCUUUGAAGCAAAUGAAGCUUGGAAGGAUUUUCAUGGUUCUUUACUUCGAUUUUAUGAAAAUGGAGAACUCUGUGAUGUCACACUAAAGGUUGGCUCAAAGCUGAUCUCUUGUCACAAGCUAGUAUUGGCUUGUGUUAUUCCCUACUUCAGAGCCAUGUUUCUCUCUGAAAUGGCUGAAGCCAAGCAAACGCUUAUUGAGAUCAGAGAUUUUGAUGGUGAUGCAAUAGAAGACUUGGUAAAGUUUGUCUAUUCUUCCCGGCUUACUUUGACUGUUGACAAUGUCCAGCCUCUCUUAUAUGCAGCCUGUAUUCUGCAGGUUGAACUGGUAGCUAGAGCUUGUUGUGAAUACAUGAAGUUACACUUUCAUCCCUCUAAUUGCCUGGCAGUAAGAGCCUUUGCAGAAAAUCACAAUCGAAUAGACUUAAUGGACAUGGCGGAUCAGUAUGCCUGUGAGCAUUUUACUGAAGUGGUGGAGUGUGAAGACUUUGUAAGUGUGUCACCCCAGCACCUCCAUAAGCUUUUGUCUUCCAGUGAUUUAAAUAUUGAGAAUGAAAAGCAGGUCUAUAGUGCUGCCAUCAAGUGGCUUCUUGCUAAUCCUCAGCAUCAUUCCAAAUGGUUGGAUGAAACACUUGCACAGGUUCGCCUGCCGUUGUUGCCAGUUGACUUUCUCAUGGGUGUUGUGGCAAAAGAACAGGUUGUCAAACAAAAUCUAAAAUGUAGAGAUUUAUUGGAUGAAGCAAGAAAUUACCACCUUCACUUGAGUAGCAGAGCAGUACCUGACUUUGAAUAUUCCAUUCGGACUACACCAAGAAAGCAUACUGCUGGUGUGCUGUUUUGUGUAGGUGGUCGAGGUGGAUCUGGUGACCCCUUUCGCAGUAUUGAAUGCUAUUCUAUCAACAAAAACAGUUGGUUCUUUGGACCAGAAAUGAAUAGCCGAAGGCGCCAUGUGGGUGUGAUCUCUGUGGAAGGUAAAGUGUAUGCAGUGGGUGGACAUGAUGGAAAUGAACAUUUAGGUAGCAUGGAGAUGUUUGAUCCUCUCACUAAUAAGUGGAUGAUGAAGGCAUCAAUGAACACAAAGAGGCGAGGAAUUGCCUUGGCCUCCUUAGGAGGUCCAAUUUAUGCAAUUGGAGGGUUAGAUGACAACACUUGCUUCAGUGAUGUGGAGAGAUAUGACAUAGAAUCUGAUCAGUGGAGUACAGUGGCACCAAUGAAUACUCCCCGUGGAGGAGUUGGCUCUGUGGCUCUACUAAAUCAUGUUUAUGCAGUUGGUGGCAAUGAUGGAGUGGCUUCUUUAUCUAGUGUGGAGAGAUAUGAUCCACAUCUGGAUAAGUGGAUAGAAGUUAAAGAAAUGGGUCAGCGAAGAGCAGGCAAUGGAGUUAGUGAGCUCCAUGGUUGCUUGUACGUUGUUGGUGGUUUUGAUGAUAAUUCUCCUCUGAGUUCAGUUGAGCGGUAUGACCCUCGAAGCAACAAGUGGGACUACGUAGCAGCACUUACCACUCCCAGGGGUGGAGUGGGGAUCGCAACAGUAAUGGGAAAAAUCUUCGCAGUUGGUGGUCAUAAUGGCAAUGCAUAUCUAAAUACAGUGGAAGCAUUUGAUCCCGUGCUGAACAGGUGGGAGCUUGUUGGGUCUGUGUCCCACUGCAGAGCGGGAGCAGGUGUAGCUGUGUGUGCCUGUUUAACUAGCCAGAUUCGAGAUGUAGGUCAUGGAUCCAAUAAUGUGGUUGACUGUAUGUGAUUUGAGUUCCAGCCACCAACAAUUUAGUCAUAACUGUUAGGCCAGAAAGACAACGAGGAUUUUGAUAUGACCACUUUUGAACAGUUUUAAUUACAACUACAGUCUUAUUUAAAUGUUACCUGUUGUAUUGUAACUAAGCAGAACUUUUGGAGUGGAAACUGAAGAAUUAUUAGUGAUAAAGUUAAAUUUGAUACUUCUUGCUUUAACAGAUAAUGGAGUAGGGAAGGAAGACAGUCUAACCUGAAACCACACCUACUCCAGAAAAUGUUUAAAGUAGUGCCAAAAUCUUGGAAUCUUUUUUUUUUUUUAAUUUAUGUAAAUCAAAUGUACAACUGAGUCAUUUAGUGAGUUUUUCUUUUUAUGUUGCCUAAAGAUAUUAACCUCAGGCAGUGGAUUUUUCUUAAGGGGGAGAAUAGAAUCUGUUCAUCCACAAAAGGCUCUUAGGACACAUAGGAGAGCUGCUCCUUUUGAAGAUCAUUUCUGCUUGGUGCUGACGAAUCUAUGCCUUGCGUUAUACUAAGUGGAUGAUUUUUUAAUUCCUUGGAUAUUUACAGAAGUAGGAAAAAAGUUUCACCUUCCUGAGUGCCACUUGGAUGCAUUUUCAGAAGCUUAUAGCAGUGCUAUACAAAGCCCUUAUUUUAAGUUUGAAUUGUUAAGACACCCAAAGACCUAGUUGAACUAGUUCUAUUGGAACAAGAAGGCAAUUUUAUUUCUUCCUUAUCUCAUGUAAAAAGGAUUUAUUUCAUAAUAAGCAGAAAUUGAACUAGAGUGAAUUUUAUAGAAGGAGUUAGAUUUGAUACUAUUGUAGGGUUUGAUUGUGAAUUACCUGACACCCUAAUGAGGGGAAUCUGACAGUAUUUUCAGUGCUCCUCUUUGAUUUAAUCAUUUGAUUUUGAACCCAAGAUUGAUCAUUUCAGGUCUGUUAUUAACCAAUAAAAGGAAUUGUUGAUAAAAA